Messenger RNA from Rhopilema esculentum, 3640 nucleotides. RefSeq lists its product as uncharacterized. Gene Ontology annotation, molecular function: dynein intermediate chain binding. NCBI's taxonomy places the organism in Eukaryota, Metazoa, Cnidaria, Scyphozoa, Rhizostomeae, Rhizostomatidae. Gene Ontology annotation, biological process: microtubule-based movement. The record is from RefSeq and is a predicted model, not a curated record. Gene Ontology annotation, cellular component: cytoplasmic dynein complex; cytoplasm.
GAUUAUUCACCCACAUUGUCGACAAAUGGGACUUGGAAACCCCCUUGAGCUCAAUAGCUAGCGACGGUCCUGGGUGGAGGUUGCAGCAUCCUUCCCCGGGCUUCUACGUGCCCGUGUUGCCCUUUCAGGUUAGGCGAUCGAAGGUAUAAAAUUCUAGAAAAUUUUUCGAAAUUUAGAUAACCAUUACUUUUCAUUUACUGCGUGAAUGCCACGACGAAAGCAAGAACUACAAUUUAACUUGUUCUUACUAUGAAGCUGCAAAUUUAGUUAUAAAAACAAUUCAAGGACGUUACAACGCCCUUGUCGAUGUGUCUGCCAAGUUUAACUCAAAACAUGUGUCAGAAGUGUCUUCUUGAUCUCUUGAUAUCAACGAGUCACGAAUUUCACUGUUACAAAGAAUUGAUAGACCAACAGAUAAAUGUCCGUAAAGGGAGGAAGUAGCGAAACAGAGGCUGAAAUAGUGAGCUUUGCUGUUCCUCCCUACUCACCGCGGCUAGAAUCAUUCAUCAAACCAUAUCGUCAAAUUAAGAUCCCUGUGUCAAUUCAAACACAUGUUAGUGGAGUUGCUCUUUGUGUCGUUAAACUGAAUUAAUCUACCGGUAAUCUCAGGAAAAAGAAAUUCUACCAGACAUAGGUAUAUUUUUAUAUAAAAACACUAGAAUGAGAGGUUACUUAUAUGGUCAAGUAAUGAAAUUACGACGAAAGUUUCGAGACGGAAUAUGAAUUGGAUGUGGGGAAAAUGCUGGCCUAAAUCGCUCUUAUACUUGCCAAUUAUUAUGCUCAAGAUAUUCGUGCUAUAUUGGACGGUUUGAAAGACCACAAUCUCGAACACCAUCUGAAUGAUCUGCCUACAUUGCAGACCCCGUUUCCAAACUAUAUUAACUAAAACGAUCUUAAAACGAUGGCUGAAACUUAACUAUAAUUUCCUCUCAUAAAACGCGUGCAACUCUCCAGCUCUCACUCCCUAAUUAACCACGUGCUCUUACCUCACCGGUAACAGAACAAAACGCUAUUUUCUACAUUUGAUAUGUAAUAUUCCAAACAACGAUUCGAUACAAUAAUAAUUGACGAGAGUAAAACAUGAGGAGAAUUUAGAGUUAUAUAACAAGACUUUUAAUGAUACUUUCAACUUAGACUUUCAUAAACAAUCAGCAUAAAAUCCACAUUUGUGAAGCCUUCAAUUAUAUAAAGCACCUCUGGACAUUAAGGCUUGCCAUUUCCAAUGCAUGGUUGUUCCAUGAAGAUGGUCAUACAUUCUAAAUCCAAGUUACAACAGAAAGAGACUAAAGGACAUGGCAACCCAAUGGUUUAUUUGGCUUGCAGCCAGAAACCACGUCUGGUGAUAUGACAACUCCCACACAACUCCGUCAAAUGUAAUCCUGAUAUGAAUUUUAAUCAAUAUGGAUUACUUUGGAAAGGCAAUGGUACCAAGAGACAUUUAUCCAAAGAGGUUUAUCCCAAUCAUUUGUGGUUUUCACCGACGCAUAUGAACAUGAUACAAAGACUUGUAAUAAAUUGAAAUGUUAGCCAGAAUAAAGAAAGACUUACUGCUAAAUGGACGAAUAACUGAUUUAAAUGAAAGAAUGUAAACCAAAUAUGAAUAGGACUGAAGCUUGCUAAAUUGUUUGUGGAAUGUGCCAUUCCCGCAAAAAUGAUGCUGGUACAAAUAACCAUGCUAGCAUAAACAAGAGUUCCAAAGCCUGAAAGAAUUGCCUCAAGGGAACAUCAAGAAAUUCAUGCAGUUGAGUGGCUAGUGUGCUAGUGACGUAAAUUGUUUAGUUCCGUGUCCCACAAAUUUGGAUAUCCUGAAACUCAGCGGAUAUAUCUUAAAUGACUCAAGCAUAAGAGUGACCAUAAUAUUUCAAGUAUUUUACUGUCUGCUUUCCAGAAGAGGAAAUGACAAUGAGGACACAAGCAAGUCAUUCAUUUACGCCUUGAUUUUAUCGAUAUCCAAGGUUUUUUAAUCUACAAACGUUACAAUAAGACUCAAACAUUCAAUGUAACGGUUAGUUAGUGAAAGCUGUACGAGCAGACAUGGGCCUUCAUGCGAAAAGCAAAUCGUUACCAAAGCUGUCUGCGAAAAUUGAAACCAAAGAAGGAUUGGGUUUAAAUAUGGACAGUCAAGUUGAAGACAAGACAAAAGAAUCGAAAAGUCAUUUGAGAAAUGUUGAUAUUAUUCGUUUAGAUUCAGGAAGAGAGGCUGGUACAGCAUAUUACGAAGAAUUGACAGUCGAGAAAGCGAAUUCUGGGCGAAAGAAGACCGAGUUGAAGCGCAAGGACAAACUCAAAAGUGAACAAAGAAAUGGGAUUUCAGGCAGAAUUCGAGUAUUAUUUCAGUCCUUAUUCAAUUUAGACAAGAAGUCGAAGGACAGUUUAAUAAGUUCUCAAACCUUUGGGUGGCAGCUGGACUCCAACUUUGAAAUAAUUGAAAACAUGGCUUAUGUAAAAUGUAGGUCGAUGCCCGAAUUGAAUAAAUUAUGUAAUGGCACAAAAAAUGUAAAAAAGUCUGUUUCCUUCCGUCAUCAAAAACCGUUUUUCUCAAGUUUACUGCGCAGAUCGAGAAGAAAGCUGAACUCGUUUAGGGAUCGCCACCAAUCUGAUUGUUCGUUACAAGGAGAAAUGACAGUUGACAGUUGCUCAGAUAUAAUGUCGGAUGACAGGUGGUUGAGGAAAAAGCAAAGGGCCCAAUCAGCAACUCAAAGCGACGUUUCAGCCCCAAACUCACCAGUAUUGGAAAAUUUUCCGCAUUGUUUCCAUAAUUCUCCCGAAAAUUCUCCAGUUUUUACGAAAGAAAGCCCGCCGGUUUUCUCAAAGGAAAGCAUCCCAAGGGCGCGAGGCUUCCUACCAAAUAAUGAAAAUGGAAGCAUAGACAGAGCCAGACUACGUCGCGAAAGAUUCCGACGGUCAAAAACUACAGGUCCUUCGUUCAUGGGUAUAUAUGCAUCUACGUCAUUGUCAGAAAGCUCUGAUAUUGCAGAAGAGGCUGAAAUCCGAAAUGAGGCUAUUAUUGCCAAUGCAUCUACGGUUGCGCAAAGACGAAGAAAAACGUUUAAUAACAAUAGAAGUAAAACUCUUGACUUGAAUGAAAAAAAAGAGUCUGAAAAUCUGCCAAAAACACUCCAGUCAGGUACAGUUAGCCAAUGCAAAAACGGGACAUGCUCUUACGAAGAUGUUGGUUAUACAAAAGAACUUCGAGAUCUUGUAGAAGAGGAGUUGAAAGCACAGUUGAGCAAUAAAGAAUUUGACCCAGACCAAUCGACUGCUUGUUGCCGGACAAUUAGCGAAUGCAUCCGAAUCAAGAUCCAACAGGCAACGAAAGGCGUCUACAAAGUAGUUGUGCAAACAUAUAUUGGAGCUGUGGAGGAAGACGGGAUAAUAACGGCUUUGCAAUGCAAUCUGAAUCCGGAGAGCGAUGGUUUUGCAGCAGUAUCAUACCGUAAUGAAUCAUUGUUCGCAUUUGCAUCAGUACUAGCAGUAGACUUCACAGAGAAAUGAAUAUAUCAGCAGGCCUCCUUUACGCAUCUACGAACAUUUAAUGGGUAGAAGUCGGUCUAUUUUAUAAAGCUAGACGCUCUAAGUUCUUGAGUGUACAAUUGAAACAAUUAUGUAUAAUAAAUUAUUAAAUUGGAAGUCAAACGUU